AGGUCGGCUGCGCCUGCCCACUACGCCUGCGUACGGAGUGCUGCGUUUCGGGACUUGUAGUUUUCCCAGUGGAAGUCGCGGUUUGUGUGCGGCUGGGCGCUGGAGGCUCCGCCGCCAAGAGCAAUCAGACCUUCCAGCUCCCUGGACGUGACCUUCCAGCCGCCUCUCAUGUGCUUGUCUGGUGGGGGUUUGUGUUGAUCAGGAGUGAAUUUACAGUUGCUGUACAAUGAACUGGAAGGUUCUUGAACAUGUGCCCCUGCUGCUGUAUAUCUUGGCAGCAAAAACAUUAAUUCUCUGCAUGGCAUUUGCUGGAGUGAAAAUAUACCAAAGAAAAAGAUUGGAAGCAAAACAACAAAAACUGGAGGCUGAAAGGAAGAAGCAAUCAGAGAAAAAAGAUAACUGAAGGUGAGUUACCGGACCUUGCAAAUGGGAGCUGGCCAGUGGGGUGACCAAUGAAUGAAUGAGAGAGGCCUGAGGCUUCACUGUCCGUCGGGUCGGAAGGGCUGCCUGGGGACAUGUGGCCUCACCUGUUCUCAAUAAGGGCCAGGUGUGCAGAUCCUGGGCCUGGAAUCUGAAUGCUGCUGAGCCGAGGCUCACAGAGGGUUAGUUCAUCCUUCUCGAAACCUGCAGUGCAGUGGUUCUUCACAGGUAUUGGGUUAAGAAUUGAGGACUUAGUGACGCUCUGGACCUACUUCCCAGAGAAGCAUAUACUAAAACCAUCUGCAUUUGUGUGGGGAGAAGUUUGCAGAUGUGAGGAGUCAAGGUCAUUUGAAAUUCUAAGAUUAAGAAACCCUGUUAUCUUUAAGAUAAAGUCUGACUCCUUGGCAUGACAAACAAAUCCCUUCCCAGUCUGGCCCCAACCCAGACUUCAUUUGCCACUUUUGCCCACUCCCCGCAGGCCAUUCCUCGGCCACCAUGGCCUUUGGCCUUGCUCAUUAGGUUCUUCCCAAGGACCUCGUCACCAGGCCUGAGGGCGCACUCGUUGCUGUCACCCAGUGGCUAUCACCUGUCACAGUGCACACUGGUGGGCUUAGAACAUACUUGGGGAGUUACAAUACAUCAAGGCACCAGAAAGUUACUGUUAAGCCCCUGUUACAGAUUUAGCACCUGACAAUUCACAGCUACCUUGAUUGUGGUUCUUCACUUUGCAGGUUGAGUUUUGUACUUUAAAAAUUGGAGGAUUCAGCCAGUGUGGUGGCUCGUGCCUGUAAUCCCAGUGCUUUGGGAGGCAGAGGUGGGAGGAUUUCUUGAGCCGAGGAGUUUAAGACCAGCCUGGCAACAUAGGGAGACUCUGUCUCUGCAAAAACUAAAA
Cebus imitator (Panamanian white-faced capuchin) is the source of this 1312-nucleotide messenger RNA. RefSeq names its product small integral membrane protein 11A (gene SMIM11). The transcript is spliced from 3 exons. The record is from RefSeq and is a predicted model, not a curated record. Lineage: Eukaryota; Metazoa; Chordata; Mammalia; Primates; Cebidae. The coding region runs from base 227 to 403 and encodes 58 amino acids.